UAGGGGCUGGACGACGGACCGCAGCGGACACCCACUGCUCAGUCACCCAGCGGACUUAGCGGUGUUGAGAGAGCCGUGUGCCGCGCGCCGCCCGGAAUCGCCUCCUCAGUCCACCUCUGGCACUGAGACCAGUCGGAGGCACAGCGGGGGUUGCUGCUCGCUCUCUCUCUCUCUCUCUCUCGUCGUCCGUCGGAGGCGCGCUUGUGUGUGUAUAUUAUGUGUACGGUCUGCUGCUGCUACUGCUGUUCCUGCUUCUACUUCUGCUGGUCCUGUCUGAGCCAGGACACACUAGGACCUUAUUAGCAGACACCUUUGGACCUUACCUGCUACAGCGGCUACCCGAAUAAAUUCAUUGGGACUUUAUUUUUGUUUUUUAAACAGAAGUUUGUGCGAGUGGUAUAUGGUCCUUCGUCGACUGUCCUUUGGACUUAGCCGCUCUCGCUCGUGUCAACAGCAAUGAAAAAGCUAAACUCUCUCUGCCAUGGGAUUACAACUACAUGACGAAUGACGCACAAUGAAUUGUGAAUGGUGAAGGUUUUUUUUUUUAAGUUUGUUGUUUUAUUCUUGUUAUGGUUUCAUUUUGUUUUGCGUUAGUUUUUCCCUGAAGGAAAUCUGUGGAAACGGUGGUCAAAGUGAAGACACUCAAAAAAAGAAAAAAAGCUUCGGAAAAGCUUCAGAAAGAAAUAGAUAAGAGAGAGAGAGAAAAAAAUAAUUAUAAUCCAUCCUGGAAUUCGUGUUGUGAAAAUCAGGAAGACGAGAAAUGCAAAGGAGAAGAGGCGGGGGAGAAGGAGAGGAGAUAGAAAUAUAAAUGAGAGACAGUGACGGACAAUCAGUGACUCAAGCCACUACGAAGUGAGUGAGACACGCAAGAGAAAAUAAGAAUUACGAAGAAAUGUUGGAUUAGUCUCGCAGACGAAGAACAAGAGAAUUACGAGAGACGCGGAAAAUCAAGCUAAAAAUUUCGCCGAAGAGUGAAGAAAGUCUCGGAAUCAAACAACUGGGAAAUCGAAGACUGAAUAUAUAUAGACACCAGCUGUCAUCAAGCAUCAAUAAAUUACCUUCAUCAGUCUCACCGUGUUCCUUCUUCCCACCUUCCUCCGCUCUCACUCUCUCUCUCUAUCUCUGCCCCCUCCCACUCUCUCUCUCUCUCUCUCUUCAUCCGAUAAUAUUUAUCAGAUCUUUGCGCGUCCCGAGCUGACCCUCCCAAUCCUUCUGUAUGAGACUCCGCAGUCCUGAUUCGGAUAAGAUGGAAGUACUGUAUCCGGGAAAUCUGGCUCUGCUGAGCAUGUUUCUCAAGAAUCCUGAACACGAGAAGGACGAGAUCAAAAAAGAACACCGAAAGAAAGACGGCCCGACAGAAUGCGCGGACGUCCUGACGUGCGGCGUAUGCCAGAAGGACUUCCUGCUGGCCGACAUCCUUCGGUUCAUCCAACACAAGGUUCAUAACUGCCAGGCGCCCACGCAGAACUGCGGCGACUCGGACGCCCACCACCACCACCACCACCACCACCACACGGGAGGCGUCGUCGAUGCCGAGGACUCGCCCCGGUCGGCCGCCGCCGCCGCGCCCGCGAGCGGCAAAAACGCCUCCCGCGACCACAACGGCGACGCCGCCGUCGGCGGCAACAACGAGUCCUCCUCCAGCCCUUCGAGUCCGAACUACGACGUCAAGGAGGAGGGGGAGGAGGGGGAGGACCCCAAGGCCGCUGACGACAAACGCAAGAGAGACGACGACGACGGGGCACCGGCCAGGAAGAAGCCCCGGAGUACCCAGGACGCCGAGGCCAACACCACCGAUUCAGAACCUGCCCGGUACGUGUGUGGUACGUGUGGAGCAGUGCUCGGAUCAGCGUGGUCACUGGUGCAACAUGUUCAGUCCUCCCACGGCAUCAUCAUAUACCAAGAGGCGUCCGGUGCCUCGUCUUUCACGACACCCACCACGCCUCCAGGCCCACCAAGACCAUCGCAUUCUUCGCCUUUGGCUUCAGUCUCAUCCACUGCAACGACUUCGACAGGCCCACACCCACCUCCUUUGCAACUGCUCGACCCAUCCAAGGUUGACCUCACAAAGGUGGACAUCACAAAGGUUGACCUCUCCAAAGUGGAUCUCAGCAAAAUCGUUCCUCCGGUAACUUCAGGUGCAACACCCUUGCCCCCUCACCCUCCAGUGACAACACCUCUGCUCGACCCAUCCCAUCCCUUCAAUUUACUACGGAUGCCACUAGGGGAUGCUCGCGCCCCCUUCCCACCCGGGCUGACACCACCUUUCGUCAGGCCUGGUCAUGAUUUCCGAAUGGACCAGCUUCUACAAGAAGGUCUUCGUCUGAAUCCUGCUCUGCUACCUCCACACUUUGAAAGGCCGCCCUUUCUUGACCCCGGGCUGGGUGCACCCCGCCAUGCAGCGCCCACGCCCCUAACUUCAGGCGGUGAUCCCAAUCUCGAUUUUUACUCACAGAGACUUCGACAGCUUGCAGGAACCACAAGCCCUACAAGCUCCACUUCACCACGUAAACCACUACCUACGCCCCCAUUCUCUUCUCCAAAUGCACCUACUCCCUCAUCUCUGGCCCCUUCACAAACUCCCACUUCAAGUGACCCAGGACAGACUUCCUUAGACAAGCGAUUCAAGUGUUCAACUUGUAAUAAAGGAUUCAGGUGGGAGAGUAACUUGGCCAUUCACCAAGUCAUUCAUACUGGAGAAAAGGAGAUUCGUUGUCCUAAAUGUGAUGAAAUGUUACCAACGCCACAGCAGCUCCGGAUACAUAUGAAAGCUCACAAGAAAAGCUCAAAUACAGAGAGUGCAUCUCCAGACUCAUCACGCCCUCAGACAGAGGAUGACAACGAUGAGGAAGAAGAUGAAGACGAGGAAGAGGAAGAAGAAGAAAUUGAUGAUGAAGAAGAAAAUCCAUCAGUCUGUGAGAGUGCAGAUGAAGAAGAAGACAUAAUUGAGGAUGACAUUUGUGAUGAUGAACCAGAGGAUCUUUCAACAACUUCAAAAACAACCCCAGUUACCUCAGCACAAAGUGUUUCAUCAAGUAACUGUGACAGCUACAAAGUUAGCAAAGCUGAUCAGCAAAAGUCUGUUGUAGGUGAACUGAUGGACAAAUUUGGCCUGGCAAAUAUAUCUGCAUACAGUGAAGCUUACCACCAAGCUCUGAAAGAAUCAGGCCGCAUAUCUCACCAUCACAUUGGAAAGGAUGGAGAAAAACUUCAUACAAAUGGGAUUGAGAAGACCAUAAAACUUAGAGAAGAUUUAAGCAAGGGUCUUCUGGCUACACAACCUAAUCUUGAUCUCGCACAUCAAACCCUACUUGGUGCAUUCGAUCAUCCAUAUGAUGCCCAGAAGCGAUUAGUAGGAGCCCCAAGGGAUGGCAGUCUUUACGCAGGUCUUUGGCUCCCAAGUUUAACUGGGUCAGGAACGACACCCAGGGAUUUAUUCCCCGGACUUCCUACAACAGAAAAUAACUUCUUGCACCGAAAACUUCUGAGCGACAGCUCUUUAAAAGCAACUGACACUCCUGUUAGUCUACCUAAGCCAGGUACAAGUUCUGCACCUGGAACUCCCCUUUCCUUAGCUCCACCAACAAAGAGAGAGGGCAAGAGGAAUGAUACCUGCGAAUUUUGUGGAAAAGUGUUCAAAAAUUGUUCAAAUUUAACUGUUCAUCGUCGAUCGCAUACAGGUGAAAAACCAUACAAGUGUGACCUUUGCAGUUAUGCUUGUGCCCAGAGUUCAAAACUGACAAGGCACAUGAAAACUCACGGCCGUCACGGCAAGGAUGUGUACCGCUGCCGAUUUUGCGAUAUGCCCUUCAGUGUUGCCUCAACUCUUGAAAAGCACAUGAGAAAAUGUGUUGUGAAUCAAAAUAAAAAAGGGUUGUUUCCUCCUUUAACUGCAGGAGGCCACGAAGGCCUUGAUUACAAGGGCCUACAUUUUACUCCCGUUAUCAGUGAUGAUUCCUCCAAGUCUGGUAGCAUAUUCUCUCCUCAUUUUAAUGUUACUCCUGCUGCAAACCCCUCCAAUGAGGACACAGGCGAUUCAUCUAACUUGUCAGGCGUCGGAUCUUGAGAUUGGGCCCCCAUCGUCACGCCCCAGCUGCCACCGCCUGGGGCUCAGGGCCUCCCUCCUCCUGCACUGGGGUUUCCCAGGACGGCCACUCAUCCAUGGGUCUCCUCAGGCUGCCCUCCACCUCCGCUGUUGUUGAGAGGGGUAUCUGGCCCUCUUGACCCAACAGUACCACCUUGGCCAUCUUCCAUGUCAAUACAUGGUCCUGGGACGCCGCCACGAGCACCAGCGCCACCUACCUGACCCCCGGUGGCAGAUGCAGUGGCAGCAGCAGCAGCAGCAGGGCGAGUGGUGUAGCCCUCACAUUCCCACACCUCGCGUCAUGUGACUUCCCAGUGAACAGUACCCCUCUUGAGCCCACAGGGUAUGGGUACUUUGACAUGCUAGUCCUGUGUGUUGUACGGUGGUGAGAGCAGCAGCAGCAGCAGCGGUAGCCACAAGGAGCAGCACGCGGACACUCGGCCCAUUGUUCCUAUUGAUGUUAUGUGUUGUGUAUUGUAUGUUGUCUUACCUUAACUGGUCACAAGAGUGGCAGAAGGGUGCCACAUCCGAACUAUAGUGCCACGUUAGAGCUACCAACAGCCGAGUCGUGAUCCCCUGAGUUUGAGCAGAAAAAAUAGCAGAAAUAGACUUGAAUAUUUAUGAUCAACCAAAUUGUGUUUCUUGGAAAGAGACCCAUAAAAGUGUUACUGAAUGAAAAAGGGAAAAUGCUAAGUUAUUGAUUUCUCCCCGAAUGUAUCUUUUUUUGCUCAACGCUCUUGUGAUUUGAUGUAGGUCUUCCCUUUAUCCUAUUUCUCUUUAUUUGAUGUACUGGAAAUAGAGACUGAGUGGGGAGAACAUCUCCUUGAUCUCCUUGUUAGUUCUGUUUUAUCUAUGAAUUCAAAAUGUUUUGAGGUUUAAGUUAACAGCAAUGGAAAGUUUAGCCAGAUUGUUAAUUUUUAUUGGUUAGUCAGAAACAAAACAAAAAAAGUUUUUCAAGCUAUUUGGUGCAAAGAUGGCUAUACCCUUUUACCUCAGGGACGUGAAUUUUGUGCUUGCAGACGGUUUCUGCUGCAAAAAAAGGUUAUAAUAAUCAAAUGGUAUCCAGUGUUUUGCUUCAAGAUAGAUGAAGAUUGGACAAUAGUGAAAAUGAUUUUUUUUACGAUUUGACUAGGAGAGCAUAAAAAUAUAGUAAGAUAUUUUUUUUUUAUUUGAGGAGUUGACUUGCUGAAUUGUUACUUUUGUUAAGUUCUCAUCUUUUUUGGCAAUCUGUCUGUUUACUAAGCUUACUUUGAUUUUUCCUUAUGCCAAGGAUAUUGCUUGUUUUAAUGAGAGAAUGGGAUUUUCUCAAGACGUGGAAACAAGGAAAUGUUUCUCUUAAGUAUAUAGUCAUUAGAGGCUAAAAUCAUAAGAUAUAAUGACUCGUUCUCUGGCGCGUCAUAGAUCUGAUUCUGAACUUCACCAGUCGAAGACUGUGAACAAGGACAGUGAAAUCAUUGCGAACGCACAACAGCAGAGGCUUCCACCCAGUUCUCAAACGCCCUUUCCUUGCCAGUGAUAAAGUUCCUUAAUCAGUUAUUAUUACUAUGAUUAUCUUGCAAAUUAUUGGUUCUUUCUUCUAGGGAAACCUGUUAGUUUCAGCGUAAUCAAAAUCGGUACGUAAGGCUUGAGUUGUAAGUUAUUCCAGUUACCAAAGCGACCUUAAUUGUAUAGACGAUGUUUUUAUGACCUUCAUAUUUCAAACGUCCCAUAUUUCCUCAGGAUUUGAAACAACCCCCCCCCCCCAACCCAACCCC
Macrobrachium nipponense is the source of this 5838-nucleotide messenger RNA. Its product is annotated as B-cell lymphoma/leukemia 11A-like. Gene Ontology annotation, cellular component: nucleus. Gene Ontology annotation, biological process: regulation of transcription by RNA polymerase II. The record is from RefSeq and is a predicted model, not a curated record. Gene Ontology annotation, molecular function: RNA polymerase II cis-regulatory region sequence-specific DNA binding; DNA-binding transcription factor activity. The transcript has 3 exons. The coding region runs from base 1217 to 4066 and encodes 949 amino acids. Lineage: Eukaryota; Metazoa; Arthropoda; Malacostraca; Decapoda; Palaemonidae.